CACAUGAAAACCUCAGACCUUGCUGGACACAAAAGUGCAGCGAGAAGUAGACAGAAAUCUACUUCGAGGACCUGGGGCCCGAUUGGAGGUGAACGAUUAAAGAGAGAUAUCUGCUUCAACAACUUUCUGACAACAAAGAGGUGACACGUAGUACAAAGGCAGUAUGGGAGGUGGAGAGAGGUAUAACAUUCCAGUUUCCCACCCUGAGCGCCCCUUGGCCAAGAAGAACCACCAGCUUGGCCGGGCUAAACCGAGAGGCCGUGACCAGAACGGAUCAACAGCGGCAGCCUCCGCAGGAGGCCUUCACCAUCAUGGUCAUCGCAGAAGCGACAAAGGUGCUGCCUACCACAGGUCUCCAGAGGCGCGGCAGGCCGCGUCUGCAGAGAAGACUGCCUCUGUCCGUUUUGCCACCACUUAUGAUGUGAACUGGGAAGGUGCAGUGUCUCACCUCAACUCACUUCUGACCAUCCAAGGAAGUCCGAGCUACGCGGGGCCCAAGUUCAGCGAGCCACCCUCGCCCAGCGUUUUGCCUAAACCCCCCAGCCACUGGGUGUCCUUCCCAAUGGGCUCCUGUGACAACCGGGAGAUUAUGGCCUUCCAGCUCAAGAGCCUUCUUAAGGUGCAGGCCUGAGAGGGUUUCCCCACACCUGAUUGUUUAAAAAAAGCCAAUGCAUGGACUGGGACUCUUUGAAGGCAAGCACCCACCAGGAACACCUCGGUGCUGUAAUAGUUUUAACGUCUUUUAGAUUUGAUCUUUGGAGGGUUAGGAUGCAUUUGCAGUUAUAAUUUGCUGCAAAUGUCUAUUCCAUUCCCCCUUUUAACCAGUACUUCUAAAUAUUACAGCCUUGCAGCCUUGCUGGUAGGUGAUGCCUUUAGUGGAGUCAGUUUCUGUGACUAAUGACAAACUGGAUAUCCUUUGUACUUAUGUGUUUUGUUUUGUUCUUUUUUAUGAUGGCUAUCAGAGCAGAUUGAGUGUCCUCCAAUUUUCCAACAAGGAUUAAAGUAAGAGUCAGGUAACUUCCCACUUUUCAGUCAAGUACAGCCCAUUUCUGUAAACAGUUUUACAGAUCUCCUUUUAGAUGCAUUUACAUCAUAUCUUUGGAGUUACCUCUAUAGCUUCAGGUGCUAAAAAUCACAUUUGUAGCAUUUUUUGGCUAGGGCCCACUUCUUUUCUUUUGUGUCCCUUGUUUUGGAAGUUGACACUCAACUGCAAUUCUGCAGGGAAAAAGCUCUUACUGGAGGUGAUAAGCUGUAUUUAGUGAGUAUAGGUCAAAAUGUAACCUCAAACUGAAGGGUGAUAAGAGACCAUGGCACACAGACCCUGGGCUUUCAACUCCUGUACUUUUUUAUUGCGCUGUGCGCAUAUGCACUAUAGGAGUUGAGUCUGCCUAAGGCCUGCAGCACUCUAUCAUAGCAUUAUUUUGUACAAGUUUUUUGUUGUGGCUGAAAGAUGUAUGAAAUGCUGUGUGUAACCAAAGCAAUGUUUUGCUUUUUUGCCCUCUAUCUUAUUUGUGGUUCUCUCCAGUGUAGCCACAAUGACCCAGGUGGUGGAAAGGUUAACAGGUUGGAGUCCUGUGGGUCACUCUAGCGUUCAUCUGCUCUAAUCAGUACUGUUAUUGCUCCUCAGUCUUUGUCUUAAUGAUACACUUUUGCAGCUUUAACAGCGGAAGCAGGUCACACUUGGAUGCGAGACUGAGUUUCCUUCAAGUUGUGACUUGGUUGGCUGCAUACAUUUGUAAUUAAGCUGAAGCGAAGCUGUGGAGUUUCUGAAGUGCUGUGGCUCACGGGACACAACAUGAGGGGCUUGUGUUUGUGUUUACAAAAUGGUCUCAAUAUGCGACCGUCUCAUCAUCAGCAAACACUCGCUGCCUCUUAACUUCUGCCUCGUUUUCCCUUGUGCACUGCAAUCAUUUUUUUCCCCCAAAUAAGUUACAGAACAGAAUGCUAUGGAGAUGAUGGAGGCGGAACCAACUAUCUCCCUAUGAAUUCUCUAUUUUUGUGACUCAGUCCUCUGAAGCUCUUUUGCUUUCUCUUUGCAGAAUUGGAGCUGUUUAUGGCCAGCUUAAAGACGAUAUAAAACAAAGCACUUAGAGCUUGACAAAAUGUGUUUAAGAGCCAUGUAAAUAAUGAAAUGUAUAAAGUACUUGUAGCAUAUGUACAUUUGCAGACCUAGUUUGAGGCCUGCUUGACAAAAGUAUUUUUAGUAAUAACACUGAAUGUAUAAGACGUGCUAAGGACAUGUCUUGACUUCAAUACUGAAGAAUAUUUUUGUUAAAAAAAUACAGCUAUAGCAUUUGUCAGUACCCCUGCACUGUUAUCUUUCCAGAGAUCUUGCACAUGUUUUUUAUUGUUUUGUAUUAUGCACAGUGUAGGGUGAAAGAUGCUAUGUGCAAAAAUAAGUAAAUCUAAAGUAAAUCUAAAUAUGAAUUGGAUCCCAGGAGACUUGUGUAUGUAUGGAUUUAGGUUUUGAAUGUGCUUACAUCAUGUAAGCGUGAUGCUCUUGUUGUUGAGUUGACCUGUUUGUGCCUAAGUUAAAACCCAUGCUGAAACUGUAAAAUCUAUUUUUCUGAAGUGGCAAUGCCACAGAUUGACCAAAUGUCCUUAUCUGAACCACCUUCAAUUCUCAGCUGUUCUUCCGCCAGCUGACAAUUGAAUCUGGACCCAUCCUUAAGUGAUUUCUGUUUUUUGUUCAUGCAAUUAUUGUUUUUCUUGUCCUGGUUGAAUCAUGCAUGGCAGUCUCCUUAUUCUAAAUUUAACACUUGUAAUGAAUUGGCUGCUAAUUUUGUCCCUAUGAUGCAAUGUCACUGAAUAUGAAAAGAUGUGCCCUGUGUAAGAUUGGUAUGAAUUGGUGUUUAAAAAAAAUGUGAAAGAAAACUGUGAAUUGAAGAUAAAUUUUU
Molecule: messenger RNA, 2897 nt
Organism: Sphaeramia orbicularis (orbiculate cardinalfish)
Lineage: Eukaryota; Metazoa; Chordata; Actinopteri; Kurtiformes; Apogonidae
Gene: pnrc2
Product: proline-rich nuclear receptor coactivator 2
Exons: 2
Coding region: 164-631 (155 amino acids)
Source: RefSeq, a predicted model, not a curated record